GCAGCUCCACCACCUCCUCCCUUGGCCUUGACCGGCCAGACCCAACAGACAGCGCAGACUGGGCAGCGGCCGGGUGCACUCUGCUACAACGCGUUCUCUGCGGUUCGUCCCGCUCCGGCCGCCGUAAACACCCCAACCAAGACAACUAGUUCUCCGAGCCCGAAAAUGAAGUUAAAAGAAAUAGAACGAUCUGCUGUCCAAUCCUGGAGUCCAGCCAAACAACAUCCGAUUUACUUAGCUACAGGUACAUCUGCACAACAGCUCGAUGCCUCUUUUAACACUAGUGCAGCCCUUGAGAUAUUUGAGGUGGAUUUUGGAGAUCCUCAUCCUGAAAUGAAACGUAAAGGUGUCUUUCCUGCAGAUAACAGAUUUCAUAAGAUCAUCUGGGGCAGCUUUGAAGGGGAUUCAGUUGGCCCUUCUGGAGUGAUUGUAGGUGGUGGAGAUAAUGGAGAAAUAACAUUAUACAGUACUUCACAAAUCUUGACAUCUGGGAAAGAACCGGUUAUCGCUAAGAAUGGAAAACACACAGGCCCUGUCCGUGCACUUGACCUAAACCCAUAUCAGAACAAUCUUCUGGCUUCUGGUGCCAAUGAUUCUGAAGUUUUCAUAUGGGACCUAAAUAAUUUCAGUGUGCCAAUGACCCCAGGAGCAAAAUCCCAGCCUGUAGAAGACAUUAGUGCAGUUUCAUGGAACCAACAGGUUCAACACAUAUUAUCCUCUGCACAUCCUAGUGGUAAAGCGGUGGUAUGGGAUCUUCGUAAGAAUGAACCAGUUAUUAAAGUCAGUGACCACAGUAACAGAAUGCACCUUUCAGGAAUGUUGUGGCACCCAGAGGUAGCAACUCAGCUUGUCCUUUCUUCUGAAGAUGACCGUUUACCAGUCAUUCAAGUUUGGGAUCUUCGCUUUGCUAGUUCCCCACUGAAAAUGCUAGAGAAUCACACAAGGGGAAUUCUGUCAAUUUCGUGGAGCAAAGAUGACCCCGAACUACUACUUAGUAGUUCAAAGGACCAUCGUAUACUAUGCUGGAAUCCAAGCACAAGUGAAGUGGUAUAUGAACUGCCAGUCAGAAACCAGUGGUGCUUUGAUGUCCAGUGGUGUCCACGGAAUCCAUCUGUUUUCUCUGCUGCAUCUUUUGAUGGUUGGAUCAGCGUAUACUCUGUCAUGGGUGGAAGUUUAGAAGCUCAGCAGAGGAGCCAAGCUGAACGGAUAUCUUCCUCUUUCAACAACUUGGAUCCAUUUGGAACAGGACAACCUCUACCUCCUCUUCAAGUGCCACAGCAGGCCACACAGACCACUUUAGUUGCGCCUUUAAAAAAGCCUCCUCGCUGGAUUAGAAGACCGGUUGGAGUGUCUUUUGCGUUUGGGGGGAAAAUGGUUACAUUUGACUGUCCUAAAGCAGCUCCGCAACAAACGCAAGACCCCACGCAUCACCAAGUAUACAUCAGUCAGGUGACCACAGAAAAGGAGUUCUUAACACGGUCUAGUGAUUUACAAGCAGCUCUGCUGUCUGGCAAUCUCUUGGGCUUUUGCCAAAGUAAAGUUCAAAACUCUUCAAGUGCUUUUGAUAAGAGUAUCUGGAACUUCCUCAAGGUUAACUUUGAACAGGAUGCAAGAGAAAAAUUCUUGAAAUUACUGGGAUAUAGCAAGGAAGAGCUGGAUAAGAAGAUCUCCAUUGCUUUGGGAAAUGGUUUGCAAAAUAAAAAUAGCCCAUCAGAAGGAGAGGAUCUUGUACAGAGCAUCCAGUCUGUUUCUAGCCAGGCUUCAAGUAGCUUUACUGGGCAAACUGUGUCCUCCUCCUCCUCCAUGGAGUUUUUUAAUCUACCUCCUCAAGAGACCACCAAGUUUGAUAUCCCUGUAACAUCAGACACAGAUGGCCUGAUAAGCCAGGCACUGCUAAUGGGAAACUUUGAGGCAGCGGUGGACUUGUGCUUGAAGGAUGGUCGCUAUGCUGAUGCCAUUAUUUUGGCUAAUGCUGGAGGGGAAGACUUGCUGAGAGAGACCCAACAGUGGUACUUCGCUCACCAGAAAAAUAAAAUUACUACACUCCUCUCUGCUGUAGUCCAACACAAGUGGAGAGAUGUAGUUCUCAGCUGUAACCUGCAGAGCUGGAAAGAAGCAUUAGCUCUGCUGUUGACAUAUUCCAAACCAGAAGAAUAUGCAGAACUUUGUGAUGCUCUUGGAAACCGCUUGGAGUCAGAAGGAGAGGGGAAGAUGUCCUCCCAGGCUUGUUUGUGCUUCAUAUCCUCGGGAAAUGUGGACCGGCUGACCGAGUGUUGGGUUAAAAGCCAUGAAACUUCAUCACCUCUUGCGCUGCAGGACUUGGUGGAGAAGGUCAUGGUAUUAAGGAAAUCCAUCGAGUUACUCCAAGGGUCAGAUCUGCCACUGAAAGGGCCUGUGUUAGCAGACAAGGUAGCACAAUAUGCCAGUCUCCUGGCAUCUCAGGGUAACCUAACUGCUGCCAUGAGCUACUUGCCUAGUGACUCUGAGGAGAGUACAGUAUGUGAACUUCGAGAUCGUCUUUUGAAUGCUCAGGGACAGGCUGCAAAUAGGCAGAAAAAUCCUUUAAAGACAACAAGUACCUAUCCAUCACCUACUGCCAAACCAAGCAGAGCAUCAGAAGGCUUCUUGUACAAAGAAGGAAGCAAACAGGCUUUAUCCCAGUCUCCAGUUAGGACUGCAUUUCCAUAUCUGCCCACAGUGCCUUCGCAAUUCAUACCUCAGCCAAUGCCUGCAACAGUGCCGCCCCCUCCAUCCAUUCCAUUCCAGCCUUCCUCUGGUUCAUCCUCUAAUAUCCAUCAUCGAUACGGAGUCUGGCAGCCUUAUCCAGGAUCACAAUCCCAGUCAUCUGUGCCAGGAAAUAUACAGCCUCCACCAUUGAAGCAAACCCCUCCUAUAUCAAGCCAUACUACAUUUCAACCAGCUGCGGCUCCUCUUGAUGUCCCUAUGAAUGUACCUGGAGUAUCUAGUAGUACCUACCCUCAACCCUUCAUUCCUACUUUACACCCAUCUACUUAUCAUCCUGCUUCACGACCAGGCAUAAGUCAGCUUUCAGCACCACCCUCUAUGACUGCAUCCCAUGCUUCUUUUAACUACCAACCAGACAUGAGAUUUCAUGAGGGAGGACCUGGAGCACCUACCAUCUUGCCACCACCUCCAACAGGGUCAUUUCCCUGGCUGGAGAACAGGCAAGAUCCUGCAGCAGGUGAACAGGAAGGCUGGACAGAUGCCUGCUCUAUGAAAUCUGGUAUGCAAUGGAAGAAGCCAAACCCCUUGAUCGCUCCAGCUCCUAUUACAACUCCAGUGAUGAAGCUGCCUUCUGAGCCAGAAACCCUUCAGCCUCACGGGAGCAGCAAUCUGGAUCCCAGUCAGACUCCUCCUGGAGCACCUAAGGAAGCAAGCAUGCAGUUUCACCGGAUGCCAGUUGAAAAAUUAGAAAAAAAAGAAUUGCCCGCAGAGCAUCUACCGCUACAAAGAACAUUCACUGGUCUGGUUCUGCGCUGCUCUGCAGUGGCAUCUGACCCAAAAACUAAACGGAAGCUUGAGGAUGCAUUGCAGAGGUUGGAGUGUUUGUAUGACAAGCUGAGAGAGAAUACUCUAUCACCGAAUAUUUUGACUGGGCUAAAUGACAUUGCCUGUUGUAUGGAGAGUCGCAAUUACCAGCAAGGACUUGCUGUACACACACAGGUGGUCAGUGGCAGCAACUUCAGUGAAGUUUCCGGUUUCAUGCCCAUUUUAAAGGUCCUUAUGACGAUCGCCAGCAAGUUGGGAGUGUAGCACUGAAAACUGAUACGGACAUUACAGGUGCACACUCGGGAAGUGGCAAAGUAAAGCCUUUUGUACUGUAGAAUGGGUAAAUCGUUUGUACCAUACUGUGCCAAUUUCUCAGUCAUCAGGUGCUUUCUCAUAUACAAACAGUACAUGAGGAAGCAAUGCAAUACAUUAUUCUCCAUAUAGAUUACUGAAUAAAUUGAAAAGGUUGCUAAAACUAGCACCAACUUCUUUAUGGUGCUUUACAGAACCAAAAAAGAAAAGUACAAUACUUAUCACAGUCUUAAAUAGAUUGCCACAAAUUCAGUGUGUGCAUGGAAUGUUAUGGCUCAUGGUCAGGACAAAAUUCUGAUUGGACAUACUAUUUGUGCAAAAAGGCUACAACGAUGCAAGGGAGCAGACGUCUGCUUCCAAAGACAAUCUGGAUUCCCUAUUAAUUGUUUGUAUGACAUAGGUCUUUAAAGGCGUUAUCCUAAGAUUAAAUGUUAUCAUCUAUCCACAAAAUAGAGGCUAAACAGCUAAUGGAUAGAGGUCUGAUGGCUGGGACCCCCACCAAUCGUGAGAAUGGAGGUUAGAUGUCCCUAAGUGAAUAAAGAAGCACUGCACAUGCUCGGCCACUGCUCCUUUCACUCUAGAAGACUUCUGAAGUUUGCCAAGAGCUGAAUGUCCAGAAUUUGCAAUAAAGACAGUGAAUUGGAGCAGUAGCCAAGCAUGUGUGGGGGGAAAUUUUACCUCUAAUCUUGUGAUUGGUGACGACUUCCACCUAUCCGCUAUAUGUCCCCUAUCCUUUUGGCAGGGAAUAUCUUUUAAUAUUGGGAUAGCCACUUUAAAAUCUUUGGCUUUGCGGUGAUUAUUAAGAAGAUCUGGAGAGGAAAUGAAUAUUAUACUCCUUGCCUGCUUUUUCUGUACUGUAUAUGCAGCAGGGCUUUUGUUUGGUUUGAUGCUAUUAUUUGGUGGCUAGUGCUGGUUGUAAUAGCCUUCAGAGAUGUUGGAUUGGCAGAUAAUGUUUAGUCUCAGAUAAUAUAUUAAAGAAAUGUUACUAUAAUAUAUUAAUAAAAUGCAGCCAUGCAGGAAUUACAACCAGCAGUGUAGACACUUUAAGCCUCAUUAUGUAAGAAUACGAUGUGUUUGUAAUAUACAGUAUACACUCAGGUAGCUACUGCAGUGUCUAUCGUUUUAAGUUAUUGUGUUAUUUAAGAUCUGUUUAUAAAAGCACAACAUACUGAAUAAACCAUUUAACAUUACUCUUACUACUUCAUUGGAUGCAGUGGAUUGUCUAAAACAAAUCUGUCACCUCUCCUGACAUAUCUGCUUUAUUGAAUAUAACUGGUUUUCCCCGGAAAAUGAUUAAACUGAAUUAUGAAUCUAUGAUGCCGAUGACAAAGGAGAGCUGACAAACUGGUGCCAAAGAGUUAAACAGAUUUGUAAAUUACUGUCUGACCACAGUGCCCUCUGCGGUCACCUCUGUUCAUGUCAAGAACUGUCCAGUGUAGGAGUGAAUCCCCAUAGCAAACCUCUAAUGCUCUGGACAGUCCCUGACACGGACAGAGGUAUCAGCAGAGAGCACUGUGGUCACACUGAAAAGAACAAUACAACUUUCUCUGGAGCAUACAGCAGCUAAGUACUGGAAGAAUUAAGAUUUUUAAAUAGAAAUAAUAUACAAAUAUGUCUAACUUUUUGGCACUAGUUGAUUUAAAAAAAAAAAAAAAUUCCACCGGAGGACCCCUUUAAAUGAUUUUUACAGGGUUGUUUUUAUAUUGGUGUUAAAAUAAAUUGUAGGCUGCUUCUUCCCAUACAGAAUA
Hyla sarda is the source of this 5570-nucleotide messenger RNA. RefSeq names its product SEC31 homolog B, COPII coat complex component (gene SEC31B). Gene Ontology annotation, molecular function: structural molecule activity; protein binding. Bases 166 to 3774 code for a protein of 1202 amino acids. Gene Ontology annotation, cellular component: endoplasmic reticulum exit site; COPII vesicle coat. Gene Ontology annotation, biological process: endoplasmic reticulum to Golgi vesicle-mediated transport; intracellular protein transport; COPII-coated vesicle cargo loading. The record is from RefSeq and is a predicted model, not a curated record. The transcript is spliced from 27 exons. Lineage: Eukaryota; Metazoa; Chordata; Amphibia; Anura; Hylidae.